Linnemannia hyalina is the source of this 1113-nucleotide messenger RNA. NCBI's taxonomy places the organism in Eukaryota, Fungi, Mortierellomycota, Mortierellomycetes, Mortierellales, Mortierellaceae. The record is from the annotation of a GenBank genome assembly.
AUGAAGAUCACCUCAGUCAUCGUCCUCUCAGCCAUCGCCGCCAUUGCAUGCGCCUCUCACAACACCUCCAAGUCCCAGGCCCAGGCUCAACCUGGUCGUAAGCUCUACGCCCGUAACCGCUUCGUCCAACGUCGUGGUGUCUUGGACGGUCUCACAGGUGCUCUCCCCAUUGCCCAACAAGCCGCCGAUUUGUCCUCCGCCAAUAACCCCCAGCCCGAGUCUGUCGAGUCCGUUACCGACGAGUUGCUCAAGCGCUCUGACGAUGACUUGGAGUGCGAAGACGAGGGUGAUGAUGGUCACAACGGCGGCGGGCACCCCAGGCCUCCAUCCAACGGACACCAUAAGCCUCCAUCCAACGGACACCCCCAGCCUCCAUCCAACGGAAACAACGGACAUCCCAAGCCUCCAUCAAAUGGCAACAACGGACACCCCAAGCACCCCAGCAACGGAAACAACGGACACCCCAAACCCCCCACCAACGGCAACAACGGUCACAAAAACGACUCUCCCUGCGCGUGCGGAGAUGACCACCACGGCAGCAACGGAGGCAGCGGUAGCGAUUUGGAUAUCCAUAUCGGAUUGGAUACUAUUAUUGACGCCAAAAUCGAUGUUAUCCUUAAGGCCUACUUGGGUAUUGUCCUGGACGCCACUGUUGGUAUUAAGGCCGAUAUCCUUGCCAAGGUUGCGCUCAAGUUGGCGGUUGACUUGAAGGUCGAUCUCGAUCUUUCCGUGGAGCUCAAGGCCAUCGUGGACGCAAAGAUCGACGCCCUUAUCUCCACAAACCUCUCCGUCGACAUCCGCGCAAAAGUCAACGCCCUCGUCCACUCCAAAUGCAAGUCCACCUGCGGCGUCAACGUCGACGCCGGAAUCCUGGCCGAUAUCACCGCGGCAGUCAAGGUCGAUCUCGGAAACCUCCUCGCCGGCAUUGACGCCGAUAUCCUGGUCGAUCUCAAGGUCCGUCUGGAUGCUCUGGGGUUGAAGGUCAAGGCGGAUGUGGAUUUGGCCUUGGGAUUGAACUUGGGCGCAAUUUUGGGAGGUGUUGUAGGUGAUUGUGAGGAUUCCAAGGCGGGUAUCCUUGCGGAUAUCAAGCUCGCUGUCCUUGCCAACCUCUAA